UUAAAAAAAAAGAAAAGAAAGGGAGACACUGCUCCUAGGACAACAUGAACCAUUUCUCUAUAAAUUCAUGCACGUCAUAUUCCAGUUUUGUGUCUUUCUCAUCACUGUCAUCAGCUAAAAACACAGUGUGGUAGACAAAGAAACACACUGAAAAGAAAAAAAAGAAAGAAAAAAAAAAAUUUCAUGGAAAGCCAACAACAUCAACACGAUAGCAAUAUGAAUGUUGCAAUUCCAUCAACAUGGGGAAGUGGAAGCAACCGAAUAGCCUCCUUGCAGUCCCCCCCACCGCCUACUUCCGUCUCUAAUGACAACUCCGACAAAAACACUACCGACCACCAUCCCGACGAUGUCCAGAAACGUGGAUGGAGAAAGUUUCUGUCUUAUGUAGGCCCAGGAUUUCUUGUCUCUCUGGCAUAUCUCGACCCCGGAAACUUGGAAACUGAUCUGCAAGCUGGAGCUAACCAUGGAUAUGAGCUACUGUGGGUGAUCCUUAUCGGAUUGGUUUUUGCUCUCAUUAUCCAAUCACUUGCGGCAAACCUCGGUGUGACUACGGGGAAACAUCUUGCAGAGUUAUGCAAGGCUGAGUAUCCACUAUUAGUCAAGUACUGUUUAUGGUUAUUAGCAGAGCUUGCGGUCAUAGCUGCCGACAUACCCGAAGGCAUAUAAUCAUAUGUAUUAUUAAAUGGGUUUUGCGUUAGCAAACUAAUUAAUAUUUAUAUCGUUAAUUUGUGGUGGUCAUAUAAUUAAAUAAGCAGUGAUCGGAACAGCUUUUGCACUGAACAUACUGUUCAACAUCCCCGUUUGGGUUCGAGUUCUGUUAACUGGUGGUAGCACUCUUCUCCUUUUGGGCCUUCAAAGAUAUGGGAUAAGGAAGCUGGAAAUGCUAAUAGCAGUUCUAGUGUUCAUAAUGGCAGCGUUUUUCUUUGGAGAGAUGAGUUAUGUGAAGCCGCCGGCGUCGAAGUUGUUGAAAGGGAUGUUUGUACAGAAGCUCGGUGGCAAAGGAGCCACCGGCGAUGCCAUAGCCCUUUUGGGUGCCCUUGUUAUGCUGCAUAAUCUUUUUCUCCAUUCGGCUCUUGUGCUGUCUAGAAAAGUACCCCACUCCGUCCGUGGAAUCAAUGUAAGUAAUUUGAACUAGUAAUUGUAUUAC
This is a messenger RNA of Ziziphus jujuba (common jujube), 1147 nucleotides long. Its product is annotated as metal transporter Nramp7.2-like. Gene Ontology annotation, biological process: metal ion transport. NCBI's taxonomy places the organism in Eukaryota, Viridiplantae, Streptophyta, Magnoliopsida, Rosales, Rhamnaceae. Bases 184 to 666 code for a protein of 160 amino acids. Gene Ontology annotation, molecular function: cadmium ion transmembrane transporter activity; manganese ion transmembrane transporter activity. The record is from RefSeq and is a predicted model, not a curated record. The transcript has 7 exons. Gene Ontology annotation, cellular component: membrane.